GCCGAGGAAAACCGGAGGUCAGGGAGAUAAGAGAUUUAAAUAAAUACAUUUAAGGGGGAAAAAAAACAGUGAACGGUGGCACAUCUGAGAGACUCAAUAGAGAGAGAAAAAACUAAAGAAAAGAGGAUAAACUUAACGGCACUGAAGAAAGCUGUUUGAAGGAUACCACGUGUGUGUGUAUGUGUACAUGUCUGUAUGUGGCUGUUGAUAUAUGUUGAAACAGGGUUAGUCAGAUACUAAGGAAAUUCAAAGCAGAUCAUGGAACCCUCAAGUCAUGCAGAGAUGGAACCCAAAGAAAGAAGGAAAAUCCACUUUGCAGUCCCAGCCACAGAACCAACCCAACUGGACCCGCGGCAGGUUGAAAUGAUCCGACGACGAAGGCCCACACCUGCCACACUGUUCAAAGUAUCAGAUCAAACAACAACUGAGGAUGAUAACUCCACCCAUCAGUGGGUUGUAGGGGAAAAUGGUGUCCUAAAACCAAAACUAAUCAACCCAAAUAUCUACCAGCCACCAUCAUUAAAAGCCGUUCAGCAGAUGGCUGAAGCUCAGAUGCUGAAAUUAGGUGUGUAUCCUCAUGUAGAGGAAGAAGGGGAGGAGCCUAUUCUGAGAGAGGAGGAGGAGCUAUCCUCAUCCCACACGCCUGAAUUGCUCCCCUUGAAGAUUCACAGGAGCAAAUGGGCCUGGCGGAUAACCAAUCGGGAAUCGGAAAGGCAAGCGCCACAGAGCCGACUGAUGAAGACGAGGAGUUGUUAGAGGAAGAAAAAGACGAUAUGGCCGAGCAUGAGUGCAGAAAUGUGGAUUGAGGAUGCAAGACUUAUAAUUAUUAAGAGUGAUUGAUUAUUGGUUAUCAAUCAGUGAUUCCAUCCUUAAGCUGUCGGUUUGUUUUCGGAGAGAGAAAAAGACGGAACACCUGGAUUUUUGGAGUGGUCUUAUGAAUAAGUGAAAUAGUCAUAUAUAAGGUAAAACCUACAGCAUCAGUCAUCAUGUAUUUUGAUAUCAUCAUAUACACAGGUAAAGUGCAAAUGUUUAGUUCUUUGAGCAGUGCAGUCCUGUAUGUAUGGGUUGUGUGUAGUACUGUUUGAAAUUGCAUGCUACCAUACUUCUCUUACUAUUUCUACAUUAUACAAGUAGUAUGGUAGUAUGCAAUUCUAGAUGAUGUGUUUGUAUUCAUCUGGACCUGCACUGCCAUCUAGUGUACAGAGGAUUGUUAUACUAAGUCAAUUGAUCUUAAAUCAUUUGCUAAAAACCCAAACUUGUGCACAUGAAAAGGCUGACUCUCAAUUCUUUAGGAGCAUUAUUGUCUAGCAUUUUUGGCUGUUAAAUCUACCAUCUGGGCGGCUUCUGUAGACACUGACUAAACUUCAAAUGGCAGUACAUUUAGGCCUCCUGACAAAAAAAAUAUUCACCCAAUUUUAGUUUUCCAUUUUUAAUCAUACGUUUUGACAUUCAUUUGUGGUUUUUCAAUGACGUGAUUUAAAGUUCCCACAAAAAAAUUUAAAUGCUGAAUUUGCUACUUUUAGAUUAUAAUAUGGCCAUAAUUAUUUACAGGUAAUAAAGUUCCAGAAUUAGUGCCUCUGUGCUCAUAUACAACGGGAAUAUCAGAAAGGUGUAAAUAAUUUUGUGCAGUUACUGUAAUUAAAGGAUUGUAUUAAUAUCAACUAGAUAACUUAUUACUUAUCAUGGUUUUUAUUAAGAGGAAUGUGUUACUUGUUUCUUGCAUAGCGAAAUCCAAAGUUUGGGAACAAAUGUUGAAAUGUUUUUAAUUGUUCAAAUGAACUAAAACAUAAAAAGUUCAAGAAUAUACAACAGCCAUGUAUUGCUUUUUGUAAGGGGAAAACAAAAAGUGAUUUUAUCGACAUUUAUAUACAAUAUGACAAUUCAAAACUCAUUGACAUGCAAUAAGUUUAAGUCUUUGUACCAAUAAAUAUAUUUGCACUGAACUUUAAAAGAAAUCUUUCCUUUUUAUAUUUUUUGGAAUGAAAGACACUUAAUUGGGGAAAUAAACUGAUAGUUAGAGUUUGCCAAAGUGAUGUGUCAUGAACUACAUGAUCAACUGUACGUCAGAUGAAAUGAAAAUGUCACUAAGUAUAUAUCUUUCCUUUUAUAAUUCAGUCUUACUCAGACAUCUCUAGGUUUAAGGCCUAGUGCCAUUUGGACACAAUUGAACAUGGUCUGAACCUCUGUUUGAAGUGCUAUGAUGCUUUGUUGUUUUUGUCUGUCUGCGUUUGGAAAUAAAGAAUGAUUUUUAUUCCCCUAACCAAUGAAAGCAAUGGAAAUAAAGCAAU
Molecule: messenger RNA, 2288 nt
Organism: Xyrauchen texanus (razorback sucker)
Lineage: Eukaryota; Metazoa; Chordata; Actinopteri; Cypriniformes; Catostomidae
Product: protein phosphatase 1 regulatory subunit 1B-like
Exons: 5
Coding region: 259-756 (165 amino acids)
Biological process (GO): intracellular signal transduction
Cellular component (GO): cytoplasm
Molecular function (GO): protein phosphatase inhibitor activity
Source: RefSeq, a predicted model, not a curated record